AUGCAAGUGACGUUGGUUCGUUUGGUUUUGGCUAUCUUGGCCUGUGUAUCCGCUGCCAUGGCUCUUUCGCAUGCUGAUGCAAAGAUUACACACAAGGUGUUCUUUGACGUGGAGCAUGGCGACAAAUCGGUGGGUCGUAUUGUCAUUGGCUUGUACGGUGAGACGGUGCCGAAGACUGUCGAGAACUUUAUCGGUCUUGUCGAGCGUGAACAAGGUCGCGGGUACAAGGGCAGCAUAUUUCACCGUGUGAUCAAGGACUUUAUGAUUCAAGGCGGCGACUACACUCGUGGCGAUGGCCGCGGUGGCAUGUCGAUCUGGGGCAAGAGCUUCCCAGACGAGAACUUUGAACUGAAGCACGAGGGUCCAGGUGUGCUCUCGAUGGCUAACGCUGGCUCUGACACAAAUGGAUCUCAGUUCUUCAUCACGACUGUACAGACACCGUGGCUCGACGGCCGUCACGUCGUGUUUGGUCGUGUGAUUGACGGUAUGGACGCCGUCAAGUACGUCGAGAGCGUCCGCACGGGCCCUAUGGACAGGCCGAUCGACGAGGUACGCAUCUUUGAUGCCGGCAUCCUGCCGCAAGACGAGAGUCACGACGAGCUCUGA
This is a messenger RNA of Malassezia restricta, 606 nucleotides long. Its product is annotated as peptidyl-prolyl cis-trans isomerase B (cyclophilin B). The coding region runs from base 1 to 606 and encodes 201 amino acids. Lineage: Eukaryota; Fungi; Basidiomycota; Malasseziomycetes; Malasseziales; Malasseziaceae. Gene Ontology annotation, cellular component: endoplasmic reticulum; fungal-type vacuole. Gene Ontology annotation, biological process: protein folding; protein peptidyl-prolyl isomerization. The transcript has a single exon. The record is from RefSeq and is a predicted model, not a curated record. Gene Ontology annotation, molecular function: peptidyl-prolyl cis-trans isomerase activity.